Marasmius oreades (fairy-ring Marasmius) is the source of this 543-nucleotide messenger RNA. RefSeq lists its product as uncharacterized. Gene Ontology annotation, cellular component: extracellular region. The record is from RefSeq and is a predicted model, not a curated record. NCBI's taxonomy places the organism in Eukaryota, Fungi, Basidiomycota, Agaricomycetes, Agaricales, Marasmiaceae. Bases 1 to 543 code for a protein of 180 amino acids. The transcript has 4 exons.
AUGCUCGUCUUCACCCAUUUCGUCGUUCUUCUCUCUGCCGCAUCUGCCCUCGCUAUACCACGCAAGCGUGAUGUGGCUAGUGUCGAGGCUGCCGUCGCUAAAAUCUCCAACCAGGUCACCGACCUAGACGAUAAAAUCACUGCGUUCCCGGACACAGGUGGAAACCUUGGAACUGCUCUGGCAAUCCACUCCUCAGCCGGGAAUCUCGGCACCUCGCUCAAGAGCGGCGCAAGUGACACUCAGGCUACUGCCGCCUUUAGCGAAGCCGAUGGCCAAGCCAUCCUUGCUUCUGUUGAGAAAUUUGAACCAACCAUCCUGGAUGCCCUCAAAGUCAUCGUAGCGAAGAAGCCUGCUUUCCAGGCCCUCCCACUCCCUGGUAUCACGGGUCUUGUUCUCCAAGACCUUCAGGUCCUCAGCACCAACACUGGAGCGUUCGCUGAUGCUCUCAUUGCCAAAUCUCCGGCUGACCUCGCCGACAAGGCCAACGAGAUCAAAUCUAACAUUGCGUCCGCGUUCGCUACAGCCGUAGCCGCCUACUCCUAA